This is a messenger RNA of Myxocyprinus asiaticus (Chinese sucker), 2834 nucleotides long. RefSeq names its product protein C1orf43 homolog. The record is from RefSeq and is a predicted model, not a curated record. Gene Ontology annotation, biological process: phagocytosis. The transcript is spliced from 7 exons. Lineage: Eukaryota; Metazoa; Chordata; Actinopteri; Cypriniformes; Catostomidae. The coding region runs from base 147 to 905 and encodes 252 amino acids.
UUAAGCGCUCAAGAGACAUGUCAACAAAAACUGAGGAACACUUCCUGACAAUGCUGCUGUCAACCUGAAGAAUAACGAUCUGAAUUUUACUACUGGCCAUUCUAUCUCCAUUUUAUGAGCAUUCAAUGAAGGAAUAAUAUCUCACAAUGGCAGAGAACACACUUUCGGGUGUAAAUGUCGUGCUCGUGAUGGCCUACGGCAGCCUGGUGUUUGUGCUGCUGUUCAUCUUUGUGAAACGGCAGAUUAUGCGCUUUGCUAUGAAGUCUCGCAGAGGACCGCACGUGCCACUGGGUCAUAACGCCCCCAAGGAUCUGAAAGAAGAGAUUGACUCCUGUUUGUCAAAAGUGAAUGAUAUUCGCUAUGAGCCAAAUCUGCUCUCUAAGGAUGAUGACCGGCUAAAGCAUCAGGGCCAGAAUGGCUGUUAUAAUUAUCUCUUCAGAAUGCAAGCAUUAGAUGCCAUCAGAGACUCAGAUAUCCCAUUUCACGAGAUGUGUCGCAGUGCCAGUGCUCUGACUGGACGGCGCUACAGGAACUGGCUGCUGGAUCUGCGCAACACUCACUCUCCAUUCAAGACAAGUCACUGUGCACUCAUAGAUCGCUUGAUAGAGGGCUACGACAGCGCUCGCCAUGGAACUGGGGUGUUUGGUGAGGCAGAGUUUGUAAAGUAUAAGGAAGACCUGGCUGAACUGGCUGCUGUUGUGAAGACCUACUCCAGCAGCACCAGUCUAAAUCAGCAGCACCAGUCGGCGGCUAAAGAUCUGACCAGCUCCCCCGGCCCCUCGUCUGCCUCUACCAUUCAAGUCACAUACCUGCCCUCCAGCAGCCAGCGCAGCAAGAGGCCCAAACACUUCCUUGAGCUCAAAAACUUUAAAGACAAUUACAACACUUUGGAGAGCACACUUUAGGUGACUAAACCAUUUGAAUUACUACUGUGUAAAUAUAAAUCAGAGACUGUUAAUCAGAAGGUCCUUCAUGUAGAAUUGAACACAGGUGGGAGAUUGACAGAGACUGUGUUUUUAAAGGUUUACAGUAAACCAGGGUGUUAUGAGAAAGCUCCAAAGCACAGAGUGGAGCUGAGGAUGACUGAAAUUAUGAAAGAACAUAUGACACCAAGUAUCAUUGCUUUGAGGAGAGCAAUGCAUUUCGGAGUGUUUCGUCUGUAGAAAUAAUGUGUUCCUAGCAGAAAUCCUAGUCAUAAGAAUACUAUUUUUAUUUUUUAUAGUCCACCCAAAAAUGAAAAUUCUCAUUAUUUACUCACCCACAUGAUAUUCCAGGUGUGUAUGACUUUCUUUCUUCGUCAGAACACAUUUGAAGAAAAAUAGGUAGGUCCUUAAAAUGCAAGUGAAUGGAGAUUUCUCUUUUGAAGCUCCAAAAAUCACACACAGUCAGCAUAAACGUCAUCGAUACGACACCAGCGGUUAAAUUAAUGUCCUCUAAAGUGAUACGAUCACUUUUGGUGCAAAAAAAGUAACAUAUUUAAGUACUUAUUAACUAUAAUCCAACAUGAGGGUAAGCUUCAAGAAAGGGUGAAGUUCAAGCGGUCUUUUGUGUGAUGUAUUCGUGAUGCCAUGAUACCGAAGUAAUCUCAUGUUCUCCGCUCGGUUGAGACAUCCAGGAUAAGCAAACAAACGCACCAUUGUGGCUAAAGAAACAGAUAAUAACAGAUCUAAACCAAAACCAACCAAGCUACUGUACAGUGUUCCUCCUCACUUGUAAACUGUGACUCUUGUGCGUCAGUUCUCACAUGUUUCAUAUGCCAAUGUAAUUAUGUCACACUCGUGUACCGCUCCUGACUGGAAGCAUGAUUUAGAGUUAAAAAAGUACUUAAAUAUUUAUCUUUUUCAUGCCAAAAAUGAUCGUGUCGCUUUAGAAGGCAGUAAUUUAACAGCUGGUGUCGUAUGGAUGAAGUUAUGCUGACUGUCUGUGAUUUUUGGAGCUUCAAACGAGAAAUCUCCAUUCACUUGCAUUCUAAGGACCUACUGAGCUAAGAUAUUUUUCUAUUUUUCUUCAAAUAUGUUCUGCUGAAAAUGAAAAGUCAUACACACAUGGGAUAUCAUGAGGGUGAGAAUUUUCAUGUUUGUUAAAAGCCAUAGCCAGAGAUUCCCAGCAGUCUUAUAUCAGAACAGCCUUUAUAUGAAUUGGAAGAGGAAAUUUCACAUUCUCAUAGUCCAACGAGCAACAACAAAGCAGUCUCUUACGUUUUCUGGUACAAACACUGGGAUUCUAAACGGCUGUACAGCAGAAUAAACUGAAAAGUUACUUUACAUGCCAGUCAAGGCUCAGGGCCACUUCCCUGAGAAGAGUUGUGCAGGCCUGAUGUAAUCAGGUGAGAAUAUUUAUUUGCCAUUGAUUGAUUGAUUGUCCAGGCUUCUUUAAGUGCAAUUUUAAUCUUUGAUUAGUUAAUGUAAAUGUGCAUAUAGAAUGAGGAAUGUAAUUUGAGUCAUGAUUUGAUACGAUUGUGAUGGUACUGUUGGUUGAUGAGCUAUGAGAGGCUGUGUAUACACUGACUUUCAUUGUAUUAUAAAGUCCAUCAGGUGAGUAAUGAAGUGUCUUUAUUUUCUGUACCUCAGACUGAUCAAGUGCAAGGCCAUAUCUGUAGGAAUUCCCUUGGUUGCAUUUCAUUAACAUUAGUACUCACUGACUUGUUCUUCAGUUCCACACGCUAAAUUGAUGUGUAAAUGGAUCUUUUUUUUUUUUUGGCCAAUAGACUAUAGAGAAGUCAUUCUUAGCUUAGACAAAAAUAGAAAAUAAUUGUUUUAUUUAUGAGGCUCGCAUGUAUUUUCAUGUUUAAAAUAAAAAGAAUAGCACCCCAGUGCAUUUGACAGUGAUCAAAG